Molecule: messenger RNA, 2952 nt
Organism: Melitaea cinxia (Glanville fritillary)
Lineage: Eukaryota; Metazoa; Arthropoda; Insecta; Lepidoptera; Nymphalidae
Exons: 2
Coding region: 1-2952 (983 amino acids)
Molecular function (GO): zinc ion binding; nucleic acid binding; catalytic activity
Source: RefSeq, a predicted model, not a curated record
AUGCCACCACCAUCGCCCCCCUGUCCUUCUGACAGGGCCGCCGCUACCACCAAACCCAAGCCGAAAACAACUAAACCCCCAUCCGAACCCCUAACCCUACCCGUGCGAGCAGCUGAGAUCGCUGACACCCCCUCUUUUGAGAAGACGGUGCUCACCCUCGCCGACGUCAUUAAAAAGUGCCUCACGCCAACCGAGAAACAGAAAAGUGUCUCGGCUCUCAACAGGGACCUUGCUAUAAAGGCCGCAGAUGAAAUCUGCGACGCCCUGAAGAUCCACGGCAGAAUCAAAGAGUGCGCCCUCCCCACCCCAACUCCCUCUACACUUCCCACUGAUCCUACCAGCCAAUCCGUCCUCCUGGCGCUUAGCCGUAUCGAGGGCAAAAUUGACUCCCUCGACACCAAUCUUAAAACUAAUACCGAGCAGACAACUAAGAAAAUCACGGACUCUUAUGCGUCCAUAACAAAGAAGCUCGUUUCGAAGACCACGCCCAGCUCCGCCACCAAGCCUACUACGGCUACCAAAGUCGUGGUAGCCACACCCCCCACCACCAGGCCAGCCCUGGUGAUCACCACAAAAAAUAAGAACGCCAACCCGCAAGAGACAAUCACUGCCUUCAAGGAGACUGUCCCCUUCAGGGAAUUGGGGUACAAUCCGGCAAGGGUAGUCCCACUCAAAGGAGCCAUCAGGGUCGAGUUCGACUCCGAAAGGGAGCGUGACGACACCCUUAACCGCACGAAGACUGCUCCCAACUCCAAGGUCUCCGCGGAGGUCGCUCACCGACUGAGACCUAUGGUCAUCAUCAAGGGCAUCUCCAAGGAGGUACCCAGCGAAGAGCUCAUCGAUGUCAUCUUGGCUCAAAACCCCGAACUCGGUGAGUUUAAAAAUACUGACACCAACCAACACCUCACACUGAAAUUCAAGCGCAACAACCGCAAUGAGUCACUAUACAACGCAAUUCUCAUCACCUCUCCCGGUGCCUUCCGUGCCCUCAUCGCAAUGGGCAGAGUGCGAAUUGAUAUUUACAGAGUACAUGUCGAGGAGCACUCUCCCUUUUUACAGUGCCGUAAGUGUCUGCAGUUCGGACACACUGCUAAAAACUGCAAAAACCCCUCCGACCGCUGCGCACACUGCGCCGAGGAAGGGCACCUCUCUCAAAAUUGCCCAGCCAAGGACAAAACACCCAAAUGCUUUAACUGCACCAGACACAAUGCCCGAUUCCCGAAUAGCAAGCACGAAACUACACAUUCAUCCACCUCUCACACGUGUCCUAUCGUAAGGGCGAUGCGAACCAAGACCAACAACAAUAUUGAUUAUGGAUCUGCCCCACACUCCAUCGCCCUUGUGUCCGAGCCGUACCUGGGUUCCAGGAAGGAAGUCAAGCUUCCCUACGGAUAUCCCCUCAACAUCUUUCAAUUCCCCACUAAUUCUUCUUCUGUCAGAGCCUGCAUCAUUUCCAAACCACACGUCCAACUCUUCGGCAUCACCGAAUUUUCUUCCUCGGACCUAUGUGUGGUUCGGACGCAGAUAGGACACACACAGCUACACAUCGCCUCCAUCUACAUACCACCUCGACACGACCACUCAGACACACUUACACUCAUCGAACACUUUUUACAACACAACACGCACACGCAAUGCAUUCUGGGGGGCGAUCUCAACGGAUGGAACCCUCUAUGGGGUAGCGACCGUCGCAACGCCCGCGGAGUCAGGGUAGAGGAGCUGGCCGACGCAUACGGCCUGUACGUGUGCAACACCGGCUCCACUCCCACCUUCGAGGCCUUUACCAACGGACGUACUCGCUCCUCUAUUAUAGAUAUCACACUCGCCACAUAUCCCAUACACAAUCACAUCACUGACUGGAAGGUGAACAUGGAAGCUUGCCCGUCAUCUCAACACAACGCAAUAGACUAUACACUCAACUACAACCCCUCUCACUCAUACAACACCACUAGACAACACACUAACUCAUCCACCUUCCUCUACAAAAGUCACAAGGCAAACUGGUCUAAGUUCAAGAGCUCGCUCUCUACACUUAUGACCAACACAGAUAUCCUCGACACCCAAGUCGGAACGCUCGACCGUGAAGACUUGGAACUCCUCAUUACACACAUCACCGAAACUAUACACACCGCCUGCAAGGAGUCAAUGCCCAUCCGGGCCUCUGACUCCAAGGCCAGGCCCCCUUGGUGGUCCGAGUCCCUGGAAUCCCGGAAGCGGGAAGUCAUAGGUUUCCAUCGGGCGCUACACGCGGCCAAAAGAGACGGGCAGCCUACCGACUCUCUUGCCAGCCAGCUCCACGAUCUUAAGAACAUCUACGCCAGCGAGCUUAGGAGCGAAUCCACGACUAAAUUUAGGGAAUUCUGCGAACUCCAGACAAAGGAGAACGUAUGGUCCCUCACGAAUAGGCUCCUAAAGGAAUCGGGCCCACGACGCCCCCCCACUUCUCUAAAAAUCGACAAUCGAUUCACCACCGACGAGAAAGAUACAGCACAAGCUCUACUGGACAAUUUUUACCCGAACGACACAUCCGACUCUCACCCCAGACACCACGAACUAAGAGCUGCCUCCCAUACGUUCCCCGACACCGAACCCGACCUCCCAUUCACCUCCCAAGAGAUCCACGAGAUACUGGACAACAUGAGCCCCAAAAAGGCUCCCGGACUAGACCAUCUCACUUCCGACAUAUGUAGACAGUUUACUCUCCAUUAUCCCGACCUAGUUACUGACAUUAUGAACCGCUGCCUGACUUUACAGUACUUCCCCAAACAGUGGAAGGAAGCCUUCGUUAAGAUCAUACCUAAACCCUCCAAAACUGACUACACUGACUUGAACUCUUACAGACCGAUCGGACUCUUGCCUGUUUUCGGAAAAGUCCUCGAGAAGCUCUUUGUCCAGCUUUCGGAAAAGUCCUCGAGAAGCUCUUUGUCCAGCGGAUCACCUUCGCCGCCAUGA